GUGACGAACCUGCAAGCUGUCAAAAAUGAGCAUUUAUGCGAUGUUUACGAUUUUGUGAAUACUUUUUCUCUAUGGUUAAUGAGCUGAGGAAUGAUUGCAUUGCGAGAUCUCAUUAUCCCUUCGUAGUUCACUUACAUAAGUGUUUAAAUAUCAAAGCGUUUUCUCUGUGUUAGAAUUAGUAUGGAGAGGUUUGAGCUUUAUAUCUUCACAUCUCUGUGCAGCAUUAACUUCCUUUUAUCAUGCAUUUUGUUCUCCAAAAUCACACGGGAACAGAGAGAUCCUUACAUGGAUGAGAUAUUUCAUGUCCCUCAAGCCCAGAAGUACUGUGAAGGAAAGUUUAAUGAGUGGGAUCCAAUGAUUACCACUCUCCCUGGGUUAUAUCUGGCAUCGGUGGGGCUGAUCAAACCUGCGGCGUGGCUGUUUGAUCUGAAGGGCAAGGCGGUCUGCUCCACUGCCAUGCUGAGAUUUAUCAAUCUGCUAUUCAACAGUGGGAAUCUGUAUAUCAUCUAUCUGAUCAUCAGCAGACUGCACCCCAAAGAUAAGUCCCGCUCAGCAGUCCGCAGAAUGCUGUCUUCAUUCAUUCUGUCAACAUUUCCUGUGCUCUACUUCUUCACAUUCCUGUAUUACACCGAUGCCGGCUCUACGUUCUUCACAUUGUUCAUGUACCUUAUGGCACUGUAUGGAUCCCAUAAAGCAGCAGCGCUGCUCGGCAUUUGUGCCAUCCUCUUUCGGCAGACCAACAUCAUCUGGGUGGCAUUCUGCGCUGGAACCGUGGUGGUCCAAAUAAUGGACGAAAGCUGGCGAACUGAACAGUCAAAAAAGCGAGAUGUGAAAUCACCCUCCCAGGUCCCCAUGACCAUUAGUGGGGCAAUGAGAGUGAUGCGUUUUCUGCUGGAUUUCGUCAAAACGGCUGCCAACAUAAAAGCCGUGGUCUUGUCAACCUGGCCGUAUAUAAUCAUAGCUCUCGGUUUUGCGAUAUUCACCGUGCUAAACAAUGGCAUUGUGGUCGGAGAUAGAAGCAGUCACGAAGCUUGCUUAAACUUUCCACAGAUGUUCUAUUUCCUGUCAUUCACUCUCGUAUUUUCUCUUCCUAUCUCUCUGAGUUACCAAAAGGUAGUCCGUUUUUUUCAGGCUGUACGCAAGCAACCCUUGAUUUAUCUCGUACUUAUGAGCGUCUUCUUGAUUUUGGUUUGGAGAUUCACAUUGGUUCACAAAUACCUGCUCGCAGACAACAGACAUUUUCCGUUCUAUGUAUGGAACAGAAUUUUCCAGAGACAUGACCUCGUCCGUUUCCUUCUGGUUCCUGGAUACGUGUUUGCCGUCUGGAACUUUUUCGAUACUUUAAGGUACAAGUCAUUGUUUUGGUAUCUGGCGUUCUGCGUGUGUGUGGUGCUGGCCACCGUCCCACAGAAACUACUGGAGUUUCGAUACUUCAUUGUUCCCUAUCUGUUAUAUCGUGUACAUGUCCCUCUACCAUCUCUGCUCAGACUGUUGCUUGAGUUUGGCCUUUACACUGCAGUUAAUGCAGCUACGAUCUAUAUAUUCAUCUAUAAAACCUUCGAGUGGCCUGACAGUACAGAUACACAGAGAUUCAUGUGGUGACUCGACUACAAUAAUAAAUGAAAUAAAAUAUUUUCACAUUUUCUAUCCAUAAAAGGGAGUGUUUUUUACCAUUUAACUGAAAAUAAAAGAAAUUAGAAUAUAAUUUCAGUAUGCUUAUCCAUGUAUUUAUUUGCUGUUAUUUUCAUGUGUAUUUUUGUCUUUAGUUGUACUGUGUGUUUUUAAGCAUUUUGUUGUUGUUGUUGUUGUUGUUACUCAAAGUCACAUUAAGUAAAAAAAAGUUAAAACUAUGUCAUAUGUGAUUUUGCAAUUUCUUUUUUGUUCUAGUUUUACCUUAUUUUUAAUGCCGUCUGUUGUUUUCCUAGACCAUAUGCUGACUGUACACCUCUUAUUGUAUUUGCCUCAAGUCUGUGUUCUUUUCAAUUAUUGUUUUUUUGAGAUAUUAAAAAUCUUUUUAUGACCGAAUACAACUUUUGUGUUCUGCAAACUGUAUGGUUCCACAUGAUGGGAGUCUAUAAUGCACCUUAAAAUUAAAGGCAGGUGUGUUUAUUGAGCUAAAAUCUGCAGGACUCUGGCCUUCCAAAGGGUAGGUUUUAUUUUGAAGCACAAGUAUAUUUUUAAGCUAUACAAACACUGUGUAAAGUUUCUGAAGUGUUUCAAAAUUAUUUCAUUAAACAUGUUUAGCUUACCUCAAAGCUAAAGACAAUUCAGGUACAGAUGUGAUUAUGGGUCUGCCACAAGGUGGCAGUCUCUGCUUUAUUUUCAAAUACAUUUUCGCUGUACUAUCUUUAGUAUAUUUCUCAUUUAGAUUUUCCUUUUGAGUUUGUCCACUAAGCUCUUAUAGUUAACUAUAUAUUCAAAAGUAUCAGCCUGUGACCAAUAAAAAGUUUGGAA
Molecule: messenger RNA, 2454 nt
Organism: Paramisgurnus dabryanus
Lineage: Eukaryota; Metazoa; Chordata; Actinopteri; Cypriniformes; Cobitidae
Source: RefSeq, a predicted model, not a curated record